Messenger RNA from Rhinolophus ferrumequinum (greater horseshoe bat), 2698 nucleotides. Its product is annotated as cytochrome P450 2B11-like. Gene Ontology annotation, cellular component: cytoplasm; intracellular membrane-bounded organelle. Lineage: Eukaryota; Metazoa; Chordata; Mammalia; Chiroptera; Rhinolophidae. Gene Ontology annotation, biological process: xenobiotic metabolic process. The record is from RefSeq and is a predicted model, not a curated record. Gene Ontology annotation, molecular function: heme binding; iron ion binding; oxidoreductase activity, acting on paired donors, with incorporation or reduction of molecular oxygen, reduced flavin or flavoprotein as one donor, and incorporation of one atom of oxygen. The transcript is spliced from 9 exons. The coding region runs from base 65 to 1546 and encodes 493 amino acids.
GGCUCGAGAUAAAGGGCCCAGCUUAAAACUGCAGAGGGCUGGAAGGCAGUCAGAAGGGACCACAAUGCUCAGUGUCCUCCUCCUCCUUGCUCUCCUCACAGGACUCUUGCUUCUCCUGGCCAGGGACCACCCAAAGGCACAUGGCCGCCUCCCACCAGGCCCACGUCCUCUGCCCUUCUUUGGGAACCUUCUGCAGAUGAGGAGAAGAGGCCUACUAAAAUAUAUCCUGCAGCUCCGACAAAAAUACGGGGAUGUCGUCACGGUGUACCUGGGGCAAAGGCCUGUGGUCAUGCUCUGUGGGAUAGACACCAUUCGGGAGGCCCUGCUGGGCCAAUCUGAGGCCUUCUCUGGUCGGGGGAAAAUUGCCGUUCUUGAUCAAACCUUCCAGGGAUAUGGUGUGAUCUUUUCCAAUGGGGAAUGCUGGAAGACCCUUCGGCAAUUCUCUUUGGCCACCUUGAGACACUUUGGGAUGGGCAAGCAGAGUGUGGAGAAGCUGAUUCAGGAGGAGGCUCAGUGUCUGGUGGAGGAACUGCAGAAAUCCCAGGGAGUGCUCCAGGACCCCACUUUCUUCUUCCACUCCAUCACCGCCAACAUCAUCUGCUCCAUUGUCUUUGGAAAACGCUUUGCCUACAGAGAUCCUGAGUUCCUGAAGCUUCUGGACUUGUGCUACCAGUCCUUCUCGCUCUUGAGCUCCUUCUCCAGCCAGGUGUUUGAGUUCUUCUCCGACAUCUUGAAGUACUUACCUGGUGCACACAGGCAAAUCUACAGAAACCUGGAGGAAGUCAAAGUCUUCAUUGGUCGCAGUGUGGAGAAGCACAGGGAGACCUUGGAACCCAGCAACCCACGGGACUUCAUCGAUUCCUACCUGCUCCGCAUGGACGAAGAGAAAUCGGACCCGAACAGUCAGUUCCACGAACAGAACCUCACCAUCACUGUUCUCUCACUCUUCUUCGCGGGUACCGAGACCGUCAGCACCACUCUUCACUAUGGAUUCCUGAUCCUGCUCAAAUACCCCCACAUCACAGAGAGAGUCCACAGAGAGAUUGAUCAAGUGAUUGGCUCACAUCGGCUUCCGGUCCUCGAUGACCGAACCAAAAUGCCAUCUACUGACUCAGUCAUUCAUGAGAUUCAGAGAUUCGGGGACCUCCUCCCCUUGGGCGGGCCCCACGUGGUCACCGAAGACACUGAAUUCCGAGAGUACUUCAUCCCAAAGGGCACUGAAGUAUUUCCCAUCCUGAGCUCUGCUCUCCAAGACCCACGUUACUUUGAAAGCCCACACACCUUCAACCCUGACCACUUUCUGGAUGCUGAUGGGGCACUAAAGAAGAAUGAAGCUUUUAUCCCCUUCUCCCUAGGGAAGCGCAUUUGUCUUGGCGAAAGCAUCGCCCGCAUGGAAUUAUUCCUCUUCUUCACCACCAUCCUCCAGAAUUUCUCCCUGGACAGCCCCGUGGCCUCUGAGGAUAUUGACAUCACACCCCAGGAGGAUGGACUGGGCAGGGUGGCCCCAAACUACCAAAUCCGCUUCUUGUCCCGCCGAGAGGGUUAAAGGAAGGGGUCAAAGGAUUCCAGGGUCAUGAAGUAUCCCCACCUCUGCAGGGAACGCUCCCUGACUCUCCACGUUUUCUUGUAUCUGAGAAAUCUGCUCCAAGCCAGUAUCCAUCCCCCUCCUUGGUUGCCACCUCCAUGUAGUCUCAUCUCCUUCCGUCAUGCUGUAGCUCUUCUGAAUACUCAAGGAGGUUUUUCCUUUCCUCUGGAAUUCCAGGAGUGGUAUGUAUACAGAAACUGGAGGCUGAAAGGGGAAACUCAACUCAGGAUUUCUCUACAGUUCUGCCACCCAGGCCACAGCUCACCUUGAGUGACUUCUCCCUUCUCAGAACAACCACAGCCUCCAUUUAUCAACUCCGUGCUCCAUGAGCUGUGCAGAUACGAUCUCUCUUGAAUCUCUCAAUGGCCCCACGUGGUGGGUACAACGAUCAUGUCUAUCGUAUAGAUGAGUAAACAGAGGCUGCGCAUAGGUGUCAAUUGUCCGAGGUCACAUGGCUAGUGAGUGGAGAACCAAGAUUCACACUCUAUCUUCCUGGCUAUAGAACUCAAACUCUUUACUAACGCUCCCUCCCCAUAUGUUUUUAAAUUAAAGUGAAAUUCACAGAACAAAACAAAAAAAAAAUCAAGAAUUUUAAAGAACUUAAUUUAGUGCUUUCUAUGUCUCUGGAUUUGCCUUUUCUACAUAUUUUAACAUAAUGGAAUCACAAAAUAUGUGAUCUUUUGGUGACUGGCUUCUUUCACUUAGAGGGAUAUUUUUGAGGUUCAUCCAUGUUGUGCCCCACCAUAGUCCUCCUGCCUCCUCAUCUUACUGCCUUUCCUUUUUCUGUCCAACAUGAAAAAGUGUGUCCUCAGCCCACGGCUCCCUGAUCUGUGUGAUUAUAAACUGGUGCCUUGGAUUCCCAGAUAUUCCCCUUGAAGUCCUCUGAGACUCAAAAAAACAUCCAAAGCCUGACAUAUCUGGGUCAGGUGGUGAUCUGUGCCAUUUCACGUGUGACCCAUUUAUUGUCGGGUCACAAGGGAUCUUUCCAGAAGCUGAAUACUUCUCCUUUCACCUCAAUGCCAGCUCCAUGAAUGCAAACCUGUUGUCUUGUUCAUUACUGUUCUGUCAGCCCAUGGAGCAGUGUGUGGCAUAUAAUAAAUGUUCAAAACAAUC